Lineus longissimus is the source of this 2666-nucleotide messenger RNA. RefSeq names its product alpha-taxilin-like. NCBI's taxonomy places the organism in Eukaryota, Metazoa, Nemertea, Pilidiophora, Heteronemertea, Lineidae. The transcript is spliced from 12 exons. The coding region runs from base 31 to 2067 and encodes 678 amino acids. The record is from RefSeq and is a predicted model, not a curated record. Gene Ontology annotation, molecular function: syntaxin binding.
GAGCACCUUUGGUAUUCACCAGUAGUUCUAAUGGUUGAAAAUCCGUGUGGCGCUUCUAGGCAGCUUAUUGCCUCCUUGUGGUCUGCAAUCCAAACUGCUUUAUGGGGACAACAAUCAGAGAAAAUAACCACGACUCCUACAAUGGAUCAACAAGAAACAAACGAGCCAUGCGAGCCAUCUGUGCCAAGUGAAAGUGUAGCUACCGAGCCUGCUGUGAAUGAGGCACCGGAACAGCAAUUGAAGCCUGAAAACGAACAGCAGGAGGAGGGUGAAAAAGUUGAGACUUCUGUGAGUGAAGGUGCUGAGGAUAUUGAGGAGAAUAAGUCACAAGAAGAAGAAGAAUGUGCUGCAUCUGAGCUGGUGUCAAAUGAUAUAGUAGAAGUGAAUGGGUCUCCUCCACAGGAAGGCUCAGCAGAGGAGGAGGAAGAUAGCGUCGAAGAUGAUGUGGUCAAAGUUCAACCAGUCCAGAAGGAGCCAGAGCCUAUCCCUGUCAUUGAUACAUCAGCUUCAAAGGUGAAGGAACAGAAGAAACCGUAUAAGAAGGAAUCAAAGUCUAAAGCAAAGUCUCGUGACUCUGGUAAAUCUAAAGACAAGAAAAAGGAGGACAAGAGUAUUGAACACGUGUUAAAGGCUUUGAGUAGCUUGACUUCACCUGAAGAGAAAUUGGCUGCCCUUUGCAAGAAGUAUACUGAGCUACUUGAAGAACACAAAACGGUACAAGCUGGGCAUAAACAGUCACAGAAGCAGGUCACUCAGAUGAUGCGCGAGAAGGAACAACUUCAGUUCGAUCACAGCAAGGCGUUGCUGGCCAAGAGCAAAAUGGAGAAUCUCUGCCGCGAGUUACAAAAGCACAAUAAACUCAUCAAGGAGGAAAGUUUAGCUCGAGUGAAAGAUGAGGAAGAAAAGAGGAGGGAGGUGGCAAAUCGCUUUCAGACGACGAUCACCGAUAUCCAGUCUCAGAUGCAGGAUAAUUAUUCCAAGAACACCAAGCUGAGGGAGGAGAAUAUAGAACUAGCAACAAGACUCAAAGAUCUGGUUGGCAAUUAUGAAAAAGCUCAAACUCAAGUGGAGAAAGUUUUUAACCAAAAUUUAACACUGGCGCAAGAAAAGGAGAAAGAUUGUAAAGAAAAACAACUGCUAUUUUUAGAACUCGAACAAUCGCAAAAGAAGGUAGAGUUGUUGGAGAUGACUGAACAGCAGCUGAGAACGCAGCUAGCGCUUUAUACAGACAAGUACGAAGAUUUCCAAUCAACGCUUCAGAAAAGUAAUGACGUUUUUAACACUUUCAAAGGAGAAAUGGAAAAGAUGUCAAAGAAAAUCAAGAAGUUGGAGAAAGAGACGAUGGUGUGGAAAACACGGUGUGAGAAUAGUAAUAAGGUGUGUCUAGAGAUGGCUGAGGAGAAGCAGCGGCGAGACCAGGAGAUGGUUCAGUUACAGUCGAAGAAUCAGAAGUUGGAGAAGUUGUGCCGCGCGUUACAGGUGGAGAGGAACACGCUGAAAUCGGGAAGCUCAUCCCGAGGUGCCAGUCCGUGUGAUUCAACGAAAGAUGCAAGUCCAGCACUGGAGGAAACUUGUGGAGGAACUGGAAAUGGUACAGAUACAAAACCUGAGGACUCUGUUCCAUGUGAAAGUAACGAAUGCACUGCCGAACAAACCAUAACGGAACAAAAUGAUACAAAGACUGAUAAAUCAGGAUCUGAUCCAGAGGUGUCGUCUUCGACUGCUGAAGUGUCAAACGAGAUGAAAGGAUCUUGUGAUACUGUGGUUGCAGAAGAAAACAAAAAUGGCAAUGGUUCCAAUAGUGCUAGCAUUUCUGUGACUAAUGCAUCUGAAUCUUCUGAAGAUAAGGAUGCCGCGAGUAGUGAUAGUACCACUGCCGAUAAGGGCGACACUAGUAAUGAUAGUGGCACUCCAGUGGUGCCUAUAAGUGAUGGUGGCACUUCUGUAGCGACUGAUAGUGAGAGUUCCUCUUCAGCAGCAACUAGUAGUGAAAGUGCCACAUCGGUAGCAGUACAUGUAUCUCAAGGCCAAGAUGAUGGCGAAGGGAGCGUGUCGGAUGUUGAUUAAUUUUACAAUUUUUAUUUUGUUUAACUUGGCUGAAUCUUGGAUUGAGAAAGAUGGUUCGUGUUUGGCUGACUGAAAGGGAUACUUGACAACCUGUCUUUAUUGUGAUACAUUUGGAUGCUAUUCCCACGAAUAUGUACAUGUAUCACAACUGGGCUUGGUGAUUUGGUGCAGAUAUCUCGAAAAGUACAUGUACAGCAGUUGAGUCAGGUUGAACCAGUUUUCUCACAAAGCAUAAAGCAACUCUAGAUCUUCUCUUGCUUGUAUAUAUAUGGCAUUUUUCAUCAGGUCUCCAGACCAGCUUCAAGUGAAGAAAAUCAUGUACUUCCACAAGACCCUUGGGCCUGUCUUGCAGUUGAUUCCAAGAAUAUUUUAUAGCCCAUUUCUAAAUCUUCAGUACUUGUACUAUGUUACAUUGUAUAGAUUGUGGAAUUUGGUCUUCUUAGUCCCAACAAAUAACUCUGUGUCGGAGACUUGACCAUAGCUGAUCUGAUGCAGUCACCUGCAAGAUAGUUCCAGAGAUGUCUGAUAUCAUUUGAUUUCAGAUAUUUAUUGUAAAUUUUUUUGAUAAGAUGGCUGCCUUUGGCAGAUCAAUAAAUACA